Molecule: messenger RNA, 2328 nt
Organism: Moesziomyces antarcticus
Lineage: Eukaryota; Fungi; Basidiomycota; Ustilaginomycetes; Ustilaginales; Ustilaginaceae
Exons: 1
Coding region: 1-2328 (775 amino acids)
Cellular component (GO): nucleus; cytoplasm
Source: RefSeq, a predicted model, not a curated record
AUGUCGAGCAUGUCGAGCAUCCCGCACGAGGAGCUGCCCAUCCUCGAGGCGCUCAUCAACAUCCGCAACCGACUCACCGCACUCAAGAAGGACAGCUCCGAAUUCAUCCGCUCGCACGAUGUGCAACAGCUCUACCAGCAGGUCAUAAAGCAGGUCACCCGCCUCAACGCCGUCCGAGACGAGCAGCAGGCCAACGCGCAGUCCUCCUCCACCGCCAGCUCCACCUCGGACCACCACGACGCCUCCGACCAGGCCGACACCAACGGCCAAGACGACUCGCCCGUGCUCCAACACAACCGCGUCGACACCACGCUCAACGACGUCUUUUCGCUGCUCAGCCUCUUCUUCCUCACCAUCGGACGCAGCCGCGAGAGCCCCGCGACGUUCUCGCAGCUGAGCUGCAUGAAGCAGCUGCUCGACCAUCUGCAGGAGUCCGGCAUCUACACCGAGGCCGACCUGCAGCCGUUCGGCGCGCGACUCUCGGAGCUGCGCGAGAUCAUCCGUCGCGACGGCGAUUGCGGCCGCCAUCCGCCGCAGCUCACCAAGCUCAUGACGCGCAAACUCGAGGUGUGCGAAAAGACGGUGCGCAAGCUCGAGGGCUCGCUCAAGGUGCUCUCCGUCGAACUCGUGCCCAUCCACCAGAAGAUCAUCUCCAUCCGACGCCAGCUCGCCGCCGCCGCCGCCAAGCCCAAGCCGGCGCGUGCCGAGAUCAAGCAGCUGCAGGAGGAGCUGCGCAAGAUCGACGCCAAGCGUGUCGACGGCAAGUUCCUCGGACCCGGCGGCAGCUCGGUGCCCGCGGGACAGGCGAUCCUGGUGGGCCUGCUCGAGGAGUGCUUCGAGAUCUGCCACGACAUGACGGUGCGCAACGACGAGGUGCCGAUGACGCUGCAGCCCAUCUACGACCGGCUGGUGGAGAUCAAGUCGCAGCUCGAGCAUCUGGUGCUGACGCACCGCUGGACGCUGCGCGAGACGGAUCUGUGGAAUUAUCAGGUGACGCUCAAGGAGAUCGACCGGCUGCGCGUCAACGGCAAGUUUGUCGACUCGGAGGGCAAGCAGCCCGAAGGCCAGCUCGUGCUGCUGUAUCUGCUGCGCCGGUGCUACGGCCUGAUCUACCGGCUCGUGGCGUCGUCCGAGCCCAUCUCGGAGGAGCUGAUGCCGAUCAGCAACAAGCUCUCGACGGUGUCCAAGUGCCUCAAGGAGGUGAGCAAGUACGGCGGGCCGUUUACCAUGCGCGACCUCUACCCGUACCGGCUGGCGCUGCAUCAGAUCGACAACAUGCGCAGCAAGGUGCUCGACAAGGACGGCAACGACACGGGCGUGCGCAAGUGGCUCGGACGCGACGGCAGCGUGCCCGAGGGCCAGGCGAUCCUGCGUGCGCAGUACGAGGAGGUGGAGCAGACCAUCGAAGAGAUGCUCAACCGCGAAGACGACGACGAUGACGACGACGAGGAGGAUGUCUGGGACGGCGACUCGACGUCGAGUGCCGAGCUGUCGGGCACCGAGAGCGCCGCUUCGGACAGCGAGGUGGAGGGCGAAGGCGCGUCGGCGGAUAUGGUGCGUCAGGCGCUCAUGGCACGCGGAGGACCGAUGGUCGGUAUGGCACCGCCGGAUGGCCCGGCGACACAGCCCAGCUCGGCGGCGGUGUCGCGUCACGCGAGCUCUGCGUCGAGCUUGGCGGGGCGCGACAGCGGAUUCGGCGGCGGACUGGCACCCAUCACUCCGCUCUCGACUGCACAGACGGUCACGCCGGGGGCCGGGCACGGUAGCAUUGCAAGUUCGAGCGCAUCCACGCUGCGGGCCGCGCCGGCUGCCGAGGCGGUCGCGAUUCCGAGCGAGCGCGCCGGAGCAGCGAGCCAGGCAUCUCCUGCGGUCGCUUCACCGGUAGGCGCGGUGGCUGGUUCGCCUGCAAGUGCCAGUGUGGCGGAUACGGAGGCAGAGGCAGCGACGGCGGCGUCGGCGUCUUCAUCCACGCCUUCGGCCGUUCCAAGCACUGCUUCGCUCCUGCGCUCUCAAAAGAUCGGACGCGACUUUCGGGAUGGCGUGGGCGACUUGACGGGGCUCAGCUCUCGAUCGCCGCCGGUGGGCGUGGCGGACGGGCGCACAGCGUCGCUGCAGUCGCAGAUGCAGGCUAGUUCGACACCGCCGGACACGCUCGAGCGUCUGCCUGCGGGUGCGGCGCCGCUCGCCGUGCCGACGCCGGGCAUUCUGGAAGAGCAGAAGAGGGCGGGACCGGGUGUGGGCACGCAGGUGGAUGCGCUGGCCGCAGGAUUCCAGGAGACGUCGAUCAAUGACCUGCUCUCCAGCUCGGCGGGGACCACCACGACUUGA